Messenger RNA from Serpula lacrymans var. lacrymans S7.9, 444 nucleotides. It is a transcript of the gene Slphb2.1, whose product is annotated as mating type pheromone. The record is from RefSeq and is a predicted model, not a curated record. The coding region runs from base 138 to 263 and encodes 41 amino acids. Lineage: Eukaryota; Fungi; Basidiomycota; Agaricomycetes; Boletales; Serpulaceae. The transcript is spliced from 3 exons.
UCCUCAACUACCACUAUCCACAUCCACAAAGCUAACACCUUUUACUUGUGCAAUUGCAAAUCAACGUAUCAUCUACCAUUCCGAAGAUUUAACACAAUAACUCACACUCUUGACUCAUCACUCGUACCUCUCAAAACAUGGACUCCUUUGCCACAAUUUCCAUCCAAGAUAACUCAUCUUACCUCGACGUGGACAUUGAGUCCUCCAUCCCUGUGAAUGAGGACUCGCCAUGGCGUCCUGGCACCUACUGUGUUAUUGCAUAAUUCUAUGCAGAAACAUUCUCCCGCCCUCCAUGAAGUCUGCUAUACCAUCUAUGCGACUCCGCUCCGCGAUACCCUCAUAACUCAACCGUGACUACCACCACAUCCACAUUUUACAUCUCUACUAUCUCAGGUCGACAUAUUUUCUCGAAAUGUAUUCGCAGUGCGAUAAAGCUAUCCUUGU